Coregonus sp. 'balchen' is the source of this 18134-nucleotide messenger RNA. Lineage: Eukaryota; Metazoa; Chordata; Actinopteri; Salmoniformes; Salmonidae. The record is from the annotation of a GenBank genome assembly.
AUGGACCUGAAGACAUUCCAGCGCUACACGGUUGAGGCUCCUGACCUCUUGGAGCAGAUAGCUCAGCUCCUCCAGGAAUGUCGGGAGAAGGAGCUCCUGCUUCCCAAGGGAAUCCGGAACCUGUGUGCCCUGUCCUGGGAGGAACUCUCAGACAUCCCUGUUGACGCCAAACCCUUUCACCAGACCAGGGUGUCCGGUAGACCCCCGCGGCCCUACCCCACCCAGGUCGCCUUACCCCCGGACACCCGGCACAGGAUGUCCAUUGUCACAAGUCAGAUCCUGCUGCCCACUGAGUCCUCCCUGUUUGUCCGCCAGCCAACCGCUCGCUUCAGCACCUUGAAGUUCAAGAAGAAGUUCCCUGUCGACCCGGGACAACAACAGUGAGAAACAGAUAUGUCAGUCACACAAAGCAAAACACUCCCAGUUACAGUAUAUCUCUGUGCUCAAACAAUGCAAAUAUCAUGUGACUUCAUCGAUGGAAAUGGCAAAGGGGCUGUAAACUAUUGGGUUGCGAUUGAAAUAAUGUUUAUUUAGUUGAAACUGAAGUAUCCUGAAUGGUACAUUGAUCUCUGUCUGUCUGCAGCGACCUGUAUUCCUGUGACAUCCACUCUGAGGCUCUACCUGGAGGAGUGUCUGUCCCAUCUCUCCUUCUCUCUCAUGUACAAAGGUAACACACUAAUGACAGCAGGACAGGACCCAAGGCCAUGCCUCUCCUUUAAAAUACUGUCACCAAACCACCUGUCACGCCCUGACUCAUGGGACUCUGUAUGUUGAGUCAGGGUGUGGAUAUUCUAUGUUGUUUUUUUCUAUGUUUAUAUUCUAGGUGUUGUAGUUCUAUGUUUGGCCGGGUGUGAUUCCCAAUCAGAGACAGCUGCCGCUCGUUGUCUCUGAUUGGGGAUCAUACUUAGGCAGCCUGUUGGCACUCAUUAGUUGUGGGAUCUUGUUCUGUGUUGGAGGCUUGUAUUGUGUUCAGCCUUAGGACUUCACGUUUCGUUUGGUUUGUUGUUUUGUUCGUGUGUUUAUCGGUGAAAUAAACAUGUAUGCCUUUCACGCUGCGCCUUGGUCUGACCCGUCCUUAAAUGAACGUGACAGAAUAUCCCACCAAAAAUGGACCAAGUAGCGUGCCCAGGAGCAGACAGCCUGAACAUGGGAGGAGAUCCUGGACGGAAAGGGAUUCUGGACAUGGGAGGAGAUUCAGGCUGGGAUGGAUCGCCGUCCUUGGGAGGAGACAGUGGAGGCCCGGUUUAGAGAGGAGCAACGGCAACGCAGAAGGCGCCGGCCGAGGAAGAAGCCCGAGAGACAGCCCCAAGAAAAUUUUUGGGGAGGGGGGCUAAAAUGGUGGUCGGGGAUCGAUGGAGAAGAGCCCCGACCACUGCACUCAUGGGGGCUCAGGGAGGAGUCCUCACGGGAGGAGGACUGGGCGCGGAGAGUGAAAGACUGGUACAGUCGGAGAUCUCUAACGUCAGUUCCCAGUCCGGUACACCUCGUGCCUGCGUCCCGCACCAAGCCAGUGGUGCGUGUUCCCAGUCCGGCCCGGCCCGUUCCUGCUCCCCUCACCAAGCCAGUGGUGCGUGUUCCCAGUCCGGCCCGGCCCGUUCCUGCUCCCCGCACCAAGCCAGUGGUGUGUGUUCCCAGUCCGGCCCGGCCCGUUCCUGUUCCUCGCACCAGGCCAGUGGUGCGUGUUCCCAGUCCGGCCCGGCCCGUUCCUACACCUCGCACCAGACUAGUGGUGUGUGUCCCCAUUCCGGCCCGGCCCGUUCCUGCUCCCUGCACCAAGCCAGUGGUGCGUGUUCCCAGUCCGGCCCGGCCCGUUCCUGUUCCUCGCACCAGGCCAGUGGUGCGUGUUCCCAGUCUGGCCCGGCCCGUUCCUGCACCUCGCACCAGACUAGUGGUGCGUGUUCCCAUUCCGGCCCGGCCCGUUCCUGUUCCUCGCACCAGGCCAGUGGUGCGUGUUGCCAGUUCGGCCCGGCCCGUUCCUGCACCUCGCACCAGACCAGUGGUGCGUGUUCCCAGUCCGGUACGGCCUGUGCCUGCUCCUCGCACCAAGCUAGUGGUGCGUGUCGCCAGUCCGGCCCGUUCCUGUUCCUCGCACUAAGCCAGUGGUGUGUGUCCCCAGUCCGGUCCGGCCCGUUCCUGUUCCUCGCACCAAGCCAGUGGUGCGUGUCGCCAGCCCGGUACGACCCGUACCUGCUCCCCGCACCAAGCCAGUAGUGCGUGUUCCCAGUCCGGCGCGGCCCGUUCCUGCACCUCGCACCAGACUAGUGGUGCGUGUUCCCAUUCCGGCCCGGCCCAUUCCUGUUCCUCGUACCAGGCCAGUGGUGCGUGUCGCCAGUCCGGCCCGGCCCGUUCCUGCUCCUCGCACCAGACCAGUGGUACGUGUUCCCAGUCCGGUACGGCCCGUGCCUGCUCCUCGCACCAAGCUAGUGGUGCGUGUCGCCAGUCCGGCCCGUUCCUGUUCCUCGCACUAAGCCAGUGGUGUGUGUCCCCAGUCCGGUACGGCCCGUUCCUGUUCCUCGCACCAAGCCAGUGGUGCGUGUCGCCAGCCCGGUACGACCUGUACCUGCUCCCCGCUCCAAGCCAGUGGUGUGUGUCCCCAGUCCGGCCCGGCCCGUUCCUGCUCCUCGCACCAGACCAGUGGUGCGUGUUCCCAGUCCGGCCCGGCCCGUUCCUGUUCCUCGCACCAAGUCAGUGGUGCGUGUUCCCAGUCCGGUACGGCCCAUGCCUGCUCCCCGCACCAAGCCAGUGGUGCGUGUCGCCAGUCCGCUCCACCGGUGCCUGAUCCAGCUCCGGUCGGUUGUUCCACUCCAGAGCCAGAGCAGUCCGCUCUACCGGUACCCAGUCCAGCUCCGGGCAGCGGCUCCAUUCCGGAGCCAGAGUAGUCCGUUCCACCGGGGUAGUCCAGCUCCGGUCAGCAGCUCCACUCCGGAACCAGAGCAGUCCGCUCCACCGGGGUCCAGUCCAGCUCCGGUCAGCAGCUCCACUCCGGAGCCAGAGCAGUCCGCUCCACCGGUGCACAGUCCAGCUCCGGUCAGGGGCUCCAGUCCGGAGCCAGAGCAGUCCGCUCCACCGGUGCCUAGUCCAGCUCCGGUCAGCGGCUCCCGUCCAGACCCAGACGUCCGCCCCUCUCCAGGUUCGGGGUCUCCCACACCAGGGUCCAGACAGGGCUUGGUACAUCGUGGGAGGAAGGAGAGGGGAAGCAGCGCGCCGAGGUCCAGACCAGACCAGGGGCGUAACGAGGAGGCUGAGAGAAUGUGGUCGUCACGCCCGGAGCCGGAUCCGCCUCCGAGGCGGAAUGCCCACCCGGACCCGUCCCUGUCAUGUCAGGUUGGUGCGGUCGGAGUCCGCACCUUUGGGGGGGGGUACUGUCACGCCCUGACUCAGGGGACUCUUGUAUGUUGAGUCAGGGUGUGGAUAUUCUAUGUUGUGUUUUCUAUGUUUAUAUUCUAGGUGUUGUAUAUCUAUGUUUGGCCGGGUGUGAUUCCCAAUCAGAGACAGCUGCCGCUCGUUGUCUCUGAUUGGGGAUCAUACUUAGGCAGCCUGUUGGCACUCAUUAGUUCUGGGAUCUUGUUCCGUGUUGGAGGCUUGUAUUGUGUUCAGCCUUAGGACUUCACGUUUCGUUUGGUUUGUUGUUUUGUUCGUGUGUUUAUCUGUGAAAUAAACAUGUAUGCCUUUCACGCUGCGCCUUGGUCUGACCUGUCCUUAAACGAACGUGACACCACCCCGCACCAUCACCAUACAGACUUCAAAACAAAUUCUACACAAUGUUCUUAGCUUAGCAGAGCCUGAUGAAGACAAUUUACACUUGUGAAUGCUACACUAUUUUUGUGAAAUGUGAUUAUUUGUCUAAAAACAUUAAUUUUCCUCAAUAUGGGUAGUCAGACUCGGCUGAAGAUAUACCAUACAAGCUUUCAGAAAUGUCAAAACAAUUUCUACACAAUAUUCAAAAUAUGCAUUUUCCACCCAGACUAGGCUGUACAUGCAGUGUAGGAAUGUAACCUCUCUUCAGACAGUUUUUUCACUUCUUGCAAGUGUAUCUCUCUCUCUCUCUCUCUCUCUAGAGGUGAACAGUGUCCCCUGUACUCCGCGUCUUCACAGCAGGACUCUGGAGGUGUGUUACUGGGCUGUCAACAAGCUCAGACCCAUCCUAGAUCAGAUGUAAGUGGUAUAAACCUAAGGUGCAGACCUCCUCACUCCAGCUCCUGCAGUACAGAUCAACCUGUAAAACCAAGAUACUCCUUCUCCUUCCCCUGGCUACCCUUCUAUGUCUUAACAUAUACUGACUUACAUAGACACUUGUGUAGCCGUUGUGUUGAUUUGAAUAUGCUCCUAUAGAAAAGAGGAGCAUGCCCGGCUGGAUUCGAGAGGCCACACACGCCCCAUGGUGGCUCAACACUACCAGGACUAUAAGGUCCUCCAGCUGCCACAGCCGGCCCCAGCCCAUGCAGAGGACUGCCUCUUUCCCUUCAUCCCCAACACCAAGUACUUGGGCUACAGCGUCUCCCCAAAACUGCACUAUGGCCUGCCUGAUGGAACCAGCUAUCUCUAGUAUCCUUGCCUCGCCACAUCUGCGUUCUACCACUGCUGAUGUCCAUGUUUUUCCACCCUCCCUAUAUCCCUUCCCAAUGCUCUCUGCUCUUUUCACCCCCUUAAUCUAUUUUAAGCAUGGAGCAGUGUUGUCCCUGACUGUGUCUCAGCUACCCGUCUGGUUCAGUAGCAGUGUGCCAGCUGCCCAGUGCCAUGCCCAGAGGGGGCGUUUACACAAACAUCUUCUCUGACAGUCCCUAUGACAUCCUGAUGGCCUCCUUCAAGCCCAGUGGCCAUGGUGUUGUGUACCACACAGGCAAGCACAGGUAUGGUCAGAUCCUCAGCUGUUUGAAACCAGAUUACACUAACACAGGGGUUAUCAAAGUGUGGUCGGUGCCCCCCUGGGGGUCGGCGGAGGUGCUGCAUAAUAAAAAAAGAUAUAUAUAUACUGUAUAUAUUACUAACAACAACAGACUAAACACAUUUUGGCCAAGGGAUUAGUGGAAUAAGUUAAGAUGGUGUAAUGCAAUACAAUGUAAUAUUAUUAAUCUACAAUUUCUGUUCUUAAGCCUGGGCAACAUGGGCCUGGGUCACAGGGAUAUUGGUAUCCACAGUACUCCACUAAUUAUAAAUUUUUUGAACUCAAUACUUCUUGAUUAUUUUUUACAUAAAUGCACUGUAAUUUAAACUUUAAAACUGCAAAGUUGUCUCUCUGCCUCAUGGAAAAAUGUAUAACAUUGCAGGAUAUUAGCUUUAAAGCUGCAACAACAAAAAUUAUCUUUGCCAUAUGACAAAAUGUGUAGAAUUGCAGGAAAUUAGCUUGAAAACUGCAACGUUUUCUCUCCAAUGCCAAGAGACGGGCGUUUAAAAUGUUCCUUCCCAGGGCCAGAGACUUGGUUUGUCUGGCCAUGCACUGCCGAAGUCAUAGUAAAACUCCUUGUCUGCUAUUUUUAUCUCACUCGAGUUGUGUUAUGAGGGGUCCCAAAAAGGUUGAGAACCCCUGAACUACAGAUGUGCAGUAAUGAUAGCAAUGCAAUCACAAACUUUAGCAGUCAUUUCAAGAGUAAACCUAUGAGUGUCCCUUAAAGAGUCCGUAAACUAAGGACUGUGUGUUGUGUGAUCAGGUCCAGUUGGGUUGCCUUGUUGGUAGGAUCCUUGGGAGGUCAGCAGUACACAAGAGAGGGCUGUCUGACUAAGGAGUGGACCUUCAACCCCAGGUCUCAGAAUGAAGUUCUGCACAAAUACAAGGUGUGUGUGUACGUACGUACGUACGUACGUGUGUGUGUGUGUGUGUUUGUGUGUGUGUGUGGCCCAAACACAUUUACUAUAGAUUUUGUGUGUAUUCAUCAGGUGAACGAGAACAUAACACUGACCUUCAGUAACCACUUGAACAUGACCCUGAUAUUCAGCGUCCUGGCGGAGAAUGACAUCACCUUGAGUCUGAGGGAGGUGGAGCCGGUAAGAACCCAGAAUCUAAGAGGCAUCUGUAUAGAACCCCUAAACACAGUUCUACAAACAUAUUUUGAAAUGUGGUUAAUUUUCUAUAUAUAAUUUAGCAAAAUCCACUGGCUCCAGGUCAUCUAUAAAUCUAUAAAUCACUUCUAGGCAAAUCCCCGCCUUGUCUUAGAUCAUUGGUCACCAUAGCAACACCCACCCGUAGUAUGCGUUCCAGCAGGUAUAUGUCACUGGUCAUCCCCAAAGCCAACACCUCCUUUGGCCGCCAUUCCUUCCAGUUCUCUGCUGCAAAUGACUGGAACGAACUGCAAAAAUCUCUGAAGCUGGAGACACUUAUCUCCCUCACUAUCUUUAAGCAUCAGUUGUCAGAGCAGCUUACCGAUCACUGCACCUGUACACAGCCCAUCUGAAAUUAGCCCACCCAACUACCUCAUCCCCAUAUUGUUAUUUACGUUGUUAUUUAUUUUGCUAAUUUGCACCCCACUAUCUCUAUUUGCACAUCAUCUUCUGCACAUCUAUCACUCCAGUGUUAAUACUAAAUUGUAAUUAUUUUGCACUAUGGCCUAUUUAUUGCCUUACCUCCAUAACUUACUACAUUUGCACACACUGUAUAUAGAUUUUCUAUUGUGUUAUUGACUGUAUGUUUUGUUUAUUCCAUAUGUAACUCUGUGUUGUUGUUGUUUUUAUCGCACUGCUUUGCUUUAUCUUGGCCAGGUCGCAGUUGUAAAUGAGAACUUGUUCUCAACUGGCUGACCUGGUUAAAUAAAGGUUAAAUAAAAAUAAAAUAAAAACAGGAUGGACAUUUAUGAGUGAGACAUACAGACUAACAACAUGAAACAUAGGAAAAUGUAUAAAACUGAGUGUUUAUAUUUAUUUAGCUUUGCACCAUUGUUUUCCCACCAAAGAAAUGACACUUCCUGAAUGUCAUUGUAGGAAGGGGUUGUUUUCUUAAAGGAGAAUUACAACAAACUAACAGGGUGGAUAGUGAUAUCAGGGACACAGGAAAUCUUAAAUAAAAGAAUGGUAAAUACAUUAAAAAAACGUUAUUGAUGAGAGAGAAUUCAAAGAUGCACUAUGCAGAAAUCACUCCGCCAUUUCGGGUUGCUAAAAUUCUAAAAGUUAGCCUAAUUUCAGUUUGUGACAAAACAAGCAAGUAUAGUGUAGAGAAUCAUUGUACCAUCUAAACCGCUGUGAAAUAUAUUUUCCAUAACCAAAAAUAUUGUAUUUUCAACUGUUUGAAGCUGGUGUACAAAACUGAAAGUAAAAUAUGCAAAAACGAAACGUAAGAAUGGGAAGCAUAGAAAUAGCGCACAUAGAACAGAUCUACCGCUUCUUAGACUUGCUUUUAAUGAGAAGGACAGAUCUAUAACACACAUUUCUAUGUGAAUUUGGUCGGUCGCCCAAAUAUGUACAUACAGUGCCUUCGGAAAGUAUUCAGACCCCUUGACUUUUUCCACAUUUUGUUAUGAUAAGGCUGUAACUUAACAAAAUGUGGAAAAAGUCAAGGGGUCUGAUUGCUUUCCGAAGGCACUGUAUUGCAGCUUUAACUAGAACUAUAAAAUAAUGAAUCAUUUUAUUAUUUUAUGGCUUAUAUUGAUGAACACCUGGGGACAUGGCAAAAAUGCCAACAUCCACUGGAAAAAAGUUUUCAAAAUACAUAACACUCCCUUUCAAGAUCCAUAUUUUGGUGUUUUUAAGGUAAGGUAGAUUUUGGCAUUGGCGGUAAGAAUGUCUAAUUCACCAUCUACGUUGGCGGGUGGUCACACUCAGGGCUCUAUAGUGCGAGCAUUUCAUAAAAAUAGUCAAAAGUCAAGUAUGGGCACAUGUGUGAGUUGUGAUUUAUAGCAAAAUAAAUGCUGCAGUAGCUGUUUUCAAAGUAUAAUCUUUUUUGGGGGGCUGGGGGGCCCCUAGCGGCCUGGGGCCCUAAGCGACAGCUUAUUUGUCUUUUUCCCCUGGCGCUGCACAUUGAACCAUGUCUGUCACUGUAGCACUGAAGAGGACUGUGUGAUGUUGUUUAUUUGUCUCACGUCAGACAUCACAGAUUUACUGCACAACAUUUACAGGACUAAAUACAUUAACACAUAAAUUGGUUUAUUCAUUGAUGCAUAAUUUUCCUUUAAAAGGUGUAAUUGUCACGCCCUGGCUCUGGGGACACUGUUAUGUUGAGCCAGGGUGUGUAGAUUUCUGUGUUAUAGUUCUAGGUGUUUCAUUUCUAUGUUGGCCAGUGUGGUUCUCAAUCAGAGGCAACGAGUGUCAGCUGUGGCUGGUUGUCUCUGAUUGGGAACCACAUUUAUACAGGCUGUUUUCCCACAGUAGUUGUGGGAUCUUGUUUCGAGUUGGUUUGUGUUAGACCGUGAACUGUUACGUUAUCGUUUUGUUUAUUUUGUCGUUUAUCGCUAAAUAAAGAGUAUGUUUGCCUGCAACGCUGCGCCUUGGUCCUCCUCUCUUACCGACGAUCGUGACAGUAAUGUGUAAAUGUGUAAGAGAUAUUUAUUUAUUUGGUAUUUGUUUGAUGUGUUUUACUUAGUGUCAGUAUGGAAGACAAGACAGCCUUCACUGUAGGAGGUUUAUGAUCAGUAUGGAAACAGCACUGUUUUCUGUCUUUGCUGUUGUCUAUUGUAUCUGUUUUACUUCUCUCCUUCCCUCUAUCCCCUCCUCUCACAUCCCUCUCACUCUCACUUCCCCUCUUAUCCCCCCUUCCCUCCCUCUCCUCCUUUCCUUCCCUCUAUCCCCUCCUCUUUCAUCCUUCUUACUCCCCCUCUUAUCCCUCCCUCCCUCCCUCUUCUCCUUUCCUCCCACUCCUCCCCAUGUAUAGCCUGUGAGUAGUGGAAGGGAGGGGCCAGGGCAAGCAGGGGUGGAGUCAGUGGAGGUCGAGGCCUACAGGGCGGAGUUACAGGGGAUCAGGAAGAGAGUGAGAGAUACAGCGCUGCGCUGGCUCCAACUCUACCUGGUGGCCACAGGUAUCCCAUCACCCUAUGGGCUAUUCUCCAUGAUAGAUGGCCCUUGAACAACCCUGUUUGUUGUGUGAUGUUUAUUGCUUGUUAACUAAACUACUAGUCUUCUAGCUAUACUCCCUUUUCUUCAUCCCCCAGGUCUCAGUGAUGAACCACUGCUCCCAGACUACAAAUCCAGACCACCUAAACGCAAAGAGGCUUGGACCGCAACUCCCACCGUUGAGGAGAUCCCACCUACCUUUGUGCGUCCAGCCCGUCUGAGGAGGAAGGUCCCGAGGCCGGCCACCUGCAGCCUGCACAUGUCCACACCAGCCAACCUGUUCAGACCUGCCUUGCACAGGUGACACACACACACACACACACAUACAGAUACACACACACACGUACAGAUACACACACUAAUCUUACAGUCUCUCUCUCCCACAGGGCAAAGUCUGCAGGCCUGCCAUGCUUCUCCUCCCUCUCAGCCCUCUCCCCCAGUGAAACUCCUCCCUGCCCUGUGGUUCUCAGACUCCUCCUCCUCCACAGCUCUCAGACUCCUCCUACUCCACAGGGCUGCCACUGCUCAACCCGCCUUCCCCUCCUGUCUGACCUAGAGCUGGAGCUGUUUCUCCGGGCCCCCUGGGCCCCCCGGGGCCACAUCCUGGUGGUCUACGUCACUUCCUCCCUCUGCCCCCCGCCCAGGGGCCGCAACGUGGAGGUCAUCCUGCGGAGGGUCCACCACAGGCAGGUCCAUGCCUCCACCAACCCCUGUGCCAAGGUGAGGAGCUGGGGGUGUGGAGGAGGUGUUACUUCUGUCCAAACGAUACUCAUACUAUCCAUAUAUGGUGCACUGCUUUUGGUCUCUGAUCCCAAAUGACCGCAGUACGUCAGAAAGUGGUGCACAAUAUGGGGAAUAGGGUGUCUUUAGGGACAUACUGUAUGUAGCCUGUGUCUGAUCAUGGCUCAGACCAGAGUUGCCAGGUGUAGCUAGAAUUACUAGAUCAAUGACCACUCAAAACCCGCCAACAAGGCCUGAAAACGACCCACAUUUAUUGGGGGGCAGCAAGAGAGGAGUUGCCAGAUUUAUCCAAUAGGUGUUUCCAUUCAUUGUUUUCACAUCACUUUUCAUGACUUGUGCACAUGCUGCUCUCCUCUCACUCACGUGACUCAGCUGCCUGCUGCAGCGCUCUCUCAACACACACACCCUUCCGGCCCUCCCCCUCCCUCCUCACCACUCACUCGGCAACAGCCUGCCUCACUGCCUGAUAGUCAGCAGCAGCAGGUCACAGUGAAAAUAAUAGAUUUUUAAAAACCAGAGAGAAAUGCCAUGGCGGCCGCAGUGAAAUUUAGAAGUAGCCCAACAACCCGAAACCAACGACCAUUUCAUUUUCACCCACAACAUCGUUUUCAAAGUAGCCCAAUUGCUACAAAACCGCAGACAUGGCAACCCUGGCUCAGACAUACAGUGGGAGUAUGCUGGAUGAUUUAGCUGUUUGUUGAUUGUUAAUAAUUAUGAUAUGUAUGUCUGUGACAGAGUUCUCAGGACCCGUUCAGGCUGGUCAAAUACGACACAGACACGGCCACUCGUCUGACCCAGUCAUCACUUCCUGUCCUGGUCCAGAGGCACGGCGUUGGACCCGGAACACUUUUGGUACAAUACAGGGGGGCACAAGGAGGAACGGGGGUUUGGAAGUAGUUGAUUAUGGUUGGGACAGCCCAGCUAGCACAGAACGUUCUGAGAGCCAAAUGUUUCUUAGAGCUUGGCGAGAGUAUGGUUGUCCUAUGGUUAUUUUGCAUAAAACCUUCUCACAACUUUCUGGGAAUGGUGCAGGAUAGUUGCUUGGCUUUGGAACAUUCUCAGCACAUUUAAGGAACUUGACAAAGUAAUGUUAUUUUCUUGGUAUUUCAUUACUUUAACAAAACGUUUCCUAAAAAUUGAAACAUGGUUACAUUUAAUAAAAUGUUUGGUAAUGUUCUACAUUUAUUUUUUGACAAAAUGUUUAAAAAAGGUAUAAUCUUCAUAAAUGAUAUUAUCGGUAGGACUGGUGGAGUUAUGUCACACAUGCAGCUAACAAAAACAUAUGGAAAUGUCUGCUCUACCCAAAAUUACAACCAAAUAAUUGCAGCCUUACCCCAAAAAUGGAAGAGGAAAGUGGAAGGGGGAGAAAGUAAGGAACUUGUCUGUCGGCCUUGCAUUAAAGAACAUAAUUGGUUAAGGAAAACUGUGAUAAAUAAAAAAGUAUAUCAGUUUAAUUUAAGGACCAAAGGAUUGACAGCCGUCCCAUAUAGAUUGCAAAAUAGUUGGGAAGAGAUUUUUGACGUACCGAUCCCAUGGCAUAGUGUUUAUGAACUGACACGCAAAACGUUAAUUAAUUUAAAUUAUUAUAUAAAAUUCUUGCUACUAAUAGAAUGUUAUUUAUAUGGGGGAUACAAUCUUCCCAGCUCUGCAGAUUUUGCUGUGAAGAGACAGAAUCAUUGGAUCAUUUGUUUUGGUUCUGUCCAUUUGUAGCUUGUUUUUGGACACAGGUCCAGGAAUGGCUAAAGGAUUGCAAUAUUUACCUGGAGCUAACCUGACUAUGACUUUUCAGAUCACCCAGUAAUGCUAUCUGCAUAUCAUUACUGGGUGAUCUGAAAAGUCAUAGUCAAUCGAUCAAUAAUAUAAUAAUACUUUUAGCAAAAAUGUUUAUUUUUAAUUCACAAUCUGUAGAAACAAUGAGAAUAGAAAGGUUCAGAACUUUUGUAAAACAUCACAGUACAGUUGAAAUAUACAGUAUAUGGCAAAUAGAAAUCCUAUAUGGAUGGUGUUAAGAGAUAGAUGGGAGGUGUUGAAUGGAGUUGAAGGAUGGGACUAAUAACAACUAACAACAAAUAAUAACAAGAUAACUAAUAAUGUAAGCAUACUGUGUCCAUAAUAAAUAUAUAGGUUGUAUGUUGGGAGCUUUUGGGAAAGAGCACAGUUAGAAAGAUAUGGCAUAUAGAAGCAAACCGGAUGGACAUCAUAAAAAUGAUCGGAGAGGUUGAGAAUAGAAGAAGUUCAGGAGAAAAAACAAACAAAAUAUAAUUAUUGUAAAAUUGACUGUGUCCAUAAAAUGUAUAUAGUAAGUAUAAGCUGGAAGUAGAGGCCUAAGGAUUGUUGUUCACUAAUUUAUCCCAAGUAGGGAAAGGAUGGCGGGGUUGAAAAGUAAUAAAGGGGAGUAUAUAUAUAAAAAACAUGGGGGAUUGGAAGUGAUGCAGACAAUUACAUUGAUGGAAGUUACAAUCUAUCUGCAAUAUUAAGCUGAUCUACCCCCCAAAAAAAUUAAAUAAAAAAUUGAAGUCAUUUACUAGACACUCUUAUUCAGAGUGACUUACAGGAACAAUUAGGGUUAAGUGCCUUUCUCAAGGGCACAUCGACAGAUUCUUCACCUAGUCGGCUCGGGGAUUCAAACCAGUGACCUUUCGGUUACUGGCCCAACGCUCUUAACCGCUAGGUCACCUGCCGCACUAGGACUGGUUUGACAUUGGGAAUGUUCUCAGAACAUUCAGAGAACAUUAAGAAAGUUAUUCUGUGGGAAUUUCAGUACUUCAGCAUAACGUUUUCUACAGGUUUCCUCAUGGUUCUAUUUAAAGUCAUGUUCUCAGAACAUUAAGAGCUUUCCAUAAAAAACACAAGAAAACAUUACUAACGUUCUAAGAAUGUUAUUUAAUAACAUAUUCAUUCUGUUCUCAGCGUCAACAAAACUCUCUCUAUCCUCUAUCUUGUUUAAAAAAACUGAAAGCGCGAACCACCGCAUUUAACCAUGGCAAGGUGACUGGGAAUGUGGUAGAAUAUAAACAGUGUAGUUAUUCCCUCCAUAAGCAAUCAAACAGGCAAAACGUCAGUACAGAGACAAAGUGGAGUCGCAAUUCAACGGCUCAGACACGAGACGUAUGUGCCAGGGUCUACAGACAAUCGCGGAUUACAAAGGGAAAACCAGCCACGUCGCGGAUACCGACGUCUUGCUCCCAGACAAGCUAAACACCUUCUUCGCCCACUUUGAGAAUAACACAGUGCCACCGACGUGGCCCGCUCCCAAGGACUAUAUUUCUUAAUUCCAUUAUUUUACUUUUAGAUUUGUGUAUUGUUGUGAAUUGUUAGUUACUACUGCACUGUUGGAGCUAGGAACACAAGCAUUUCGCUACACCCGCAAUAACCCGCUAAAUAUGUGUAUGUGACCAAUAAAAUGUGAUUUAAGUGUGUUCAGGUGUAUUGGCCGCACUCACUAAUUGGCCACACCUGAUCUUAAUGAGUGCUUGUUUCCUUUGAAAUGGGGUCUGUUUGAAUAGACUAAAAUGAACAGCUUUGUAAUGAGUUUUUUAAAAAACAUGGCAUGCUAGCUCCAUUCUGGUGGCGCAGUGGACUAAUACCAUGAAUAGAGAACAGAAGAUCAUAGGUUUGAAUCUCACUCGCUGUGCCAUAAUAAAAAAUGUGUGCCGAAGCAAAUUCAUUUCCAUGUGUCUUAUCUAUGCUUGCAGUUCAAAACCGUUAACCUAAGCUAGCAGUGUUAUUAAAAGUCUUAUUGAAACAUUCAGUGAAUAUUUUAACGAAGUUAUUCAUAAACCUCCAAAUACCCUUUACAUUUCGUUCAAAAUAUUCACAACAGAAUGUUCUCAGAACGUUAUUUAAUAACCUUCAAAUAACCUUUGAUUUCCGUUCUCAGAACGUUAAUUAAACCUCCCAGGAAAACUUUAAAGGAACCAUAGUAAAACGUUCUAAGAACCUCGCUGCAACCUAAAAAUUAACGUUCCCAGAACAGGUGACAUUUAAACUUCCAUUCUCAAUGUUUAAAAAAACGUUAAUUUAACCUGUCAGGAAAAUGAUGGCUUUGUUCCCAGAACCAAUGGGAAACCAAAAACAUAUGUUCCCACAACUUCCAAGGAACCAAAUGUGCUAGCUGGGAGUGUAGGAGAUCACUGUCCUACUGAAGGCUGGAGUGCUAUGGUUGUAUGUUAAUAGAUUUAACUUCCUCUUCUUGUCUCCUGUUCUCCAUGAUCACUGAUCUGGCAACAUUUGAAAGUUGGAGGCAAUAUGGUGGAAACCUCCCAGUUCUCUCAUGAAGGAAAGGAGACAAGGAAAAGGAGCCCAUGUUAUAGUAUUGAGACACAUCCUGUGUGUGUUUUGUGUAUCUCCUGUAUGGAGGGGCGGUGCGCUUCCUGGUUUGGUGGAGGGCAGACCCCCAUUCAAGCUUGACCGGGCCCCCCCUCUUUGUUUCCAUUUGCCUCUGGUGAGACUGGCCCAACAAACUGGGAAACAAUCACUCAGACAGUCACAGCUCUUCUGUCACCAUCGGUGUAUGUUUGCUAUGUGUGUUACUGUUUGUGUGUAUGUGAUUGUGUUUGUCUGCACUCCCAUUUAUGAAGAUGCAUUUAUGUGUUGCUGCCAGGGCACAUUUUGGAGGGAGGGAGAGAAGAAGAAUGUAAUAUGUUUCUAAACAUUAAUGUGGAUGCUACCAUGACUAUGGAUAAUCCUGAAUGAAUCGUGAAUAAUGAUGAGUGAGAAAGUUACAGAGGGUCAAAUGUCAUACCCCCAAGACAUGCUAACCUCCUCUUUUAGACCCAUGGGCGGGCAGUGCAAAUAGUCUGGGUAGCCAUGAUUAGCUGUUCAGGAGUCUUAUGGCUUGGGGGUAGAAGCUGUUGAGAAGCCUUUUGGACCUAGACUUGGCGCUCCGGUACCGCUUGCCAUGUGGUAGCAGAGAGAACAGUCUAUGACUAGGGUGGCUGGAGUCUUUGACAAUUUUGAGGGCCUUCCUCUGACACCGUCUGGUAUGGAGGUCCUGGAUGGCAGGAAGCUUGGCCCCAGUGAUGUACUGGGCCGUACGCACUACCCUCUGUAGUGCCUUGCGGUCGGAGGCCAAGCAGUUGCCAUACCAGGCGGUGAUACAACCAGUCAGGAUGCUCUCGAUGGUGCAGCUGUAGAACUUUUUGAGGAUCUGAGGACCCAUGCAAAAUCUUUUCAGUCUCCUGAGGGGGAAUAGGCUUUGUCGUGCCCUCUUCACGACUGUCUUGGUGUGUUUGGACCAUGAUAGUUUGUUGGUGAUGUGGACACCAAGGAACUUGAAGCUCUCAACCUGCUCCACUACAGCCCCGUCAUUGCUUUAUUUUAUAUGUAACUAAGGUGUAUUUCCAUGUUAUUAUGCAGCUAGAUAGAGACACUGUAAAAUUACUUUCUCUGUGCUAGAUGGCCACGAAAUUAGAUUUGUUGUAUUUUGCCCUAAAGUUGUGGUUUCUAACCAAAACCAUAUCCAAAUUUGCAAUUUUCUUCUAUAUUUUUUUUUUUUUACCAACCUAACACCCUUUACUGUCUUCUCUCCCUUUGUGUGAAACUGGUAAUGUGUGUCCACAGAUGUAUGCCGGGGGAAAGUUGAUUUUCGGAGGCAGUGCUCUGAACGGCUAUGGCUUCAGCAAGACCAACCUCCUGAAGCAGAUUGCCAAAACCCAGAGUGACUACGCCAAGGGAAACUUCCUGCCUCAUGACUACAAACUGGGGUGAGUCUGGCACAGAACCACAUAGGACCAUUACUGUGCUCACUGACUGCUCAAACAGCCAAGGGUUGUCCCAAAAUCAGCCUGUGGGUUAACAUGAUCAGUGGGGUCAUCUAGACCAGGGGUUUUCAAAAUGUUCUUGCCUAGGGACCCCCGCCCAGGCAAACCGGCUACCCAGGGACUCCAUAGUAUGUGAGCAAAGAAAAUUAAUCACGUCUUAUCAUCAGGUGAAUGAUAAUGGCAAGUAAAAUUAAUCAACAUUUUAAAAUGAAUAGAUUUGAUCGACAGUUUCAUUAUUUUGACCUCCCCACAGUUCAUUGGAAUAGGAAGUGUAAACUCCAACAUAGCGUUUUAGCUAGAAAGGUAUCUUGGCGCGAAGAGAAUAUUUAGCUGUUGUAAAGCUAUUUCUCUGCAAUUCUACAAAUUUUUCCAUUGAACUGAGAGACAAUUUUGCAGUUUUAAAGCACAUUUCCUGCAAUUCUAUGCAUUUUGCCAUAGCUAAUGCUGUGUUCCUCUGCUCAAACAUUAUAACAAAAUCAAUGGGCAAGUGCCCUGAAUACCCUGUUUUUGCAAUUUUCGAUUCUCCCUGACUGUUUAGCUUUUAUUUUAUUGUUAGUUCUCAAAGAUGGUAUUAUUUAAAGUCCCGAAAAUGGUGUACUAUGUCACAAAUGUGCAAAUAUAUGCACCACGUCAUUGCUCUCUCUCUCUCGAUCUACUGUGUGUGCGUCUUGCUAGCUGUCACUCAAAUUCAGACGGGCUGAAGCGCAUUGGCUGGAAUUCGAAUUGCUAGGGGGCUGGCCCACGUGGGGGAAAAUGGCGCCACCCAGCUUCCAGAAAACAGUCGCUUUCAAACUAGGGAUUUCGUGGCUAAUUUGUAUUUAUUAUGGAUCCCCAUUACAUAUAUACAGUACCAGACAAAAGUUUGCACACACCUACUCAUUCAAGGGUUUUUCUUUAUUUUUACUAUUUUCUACAUUGUAGAAUAAUAGUGAAGACAUCAAAACUAUGAAAUAACACAUAUGGAAUCAUGUAGUAACCAAAAAAGUGUUAAACAAAUCAAAAUAUAUUUUAUAUUUGAGAUUCUUCAAAGUUGCCACCCUUUGCCUUGAUGACAGCUUUGCACACUCUUGGCAUUCUCUCAACCAGCUUCAUGAGGAAUGCUUUUCCAACAGUCUUGAAGGAGUUCCCACAUAUGCUGAGCACUUGUUGGCUGCUUUUCCUUCACUCUGCGGUCCAACUCAUCCCAAACCAUCUCAACUGGGUUGAUGUCGGGUGAUUAUGGAGGCCAGGUCAUCUGAUGCAGCACUCCAUCACUCUCCUUGGUCAAAUAGCCCUUACACAGGCUAGAGUUGUGUUUUGAGUCAUUGUCCUGUUGAAAAACAAAUGAUAGUCCCAUUAAGCGCAAACCAGAUGGGAUGGUGUAUCGCUGCAGAAUGCUGUGGUAGCCAUGCUGGUUAAGUGUGCCUUGAAUUCUAAUUAAAUCACUGACAGUGUCACUAGCAAAGCACCCCCACACCAUCACACCUCCUCCUCCAUGCUUGACGGUGGGGACCACACAAGCGGAGAUCAUCCGUUCACCUACUCUGCAUCUCACAAAGACAUGGCGGUUGGAACCAAACAUUUCAAAUUUCGACUCAUCAGACCAAGGACAGAUUUCCACCAGUCUAAUGUCCAUUGCUCGUGUUUCUUGGCCCAAGCAAGUCUCUUGCAUGGCCCAAGCAAGAAAAACCCUUGAAUGAGUAGGUGUGUCCAAACUUUUGACUGGUCAAAAGUUGACACACCUACUCAGGUGUGGAUCUGUUGGGGCGGUAUGCGAAUUGGAGUGGGUCCAGGGUUUCUGGGAUGAUGGUGUUGAUGUGAGCCAUGACCAGCCUUUCAAAGUAUUUAAUUGCUACAGAUGUGAGUGUGAGAAUUAUCAUGUUUUUGCUCAGUCAGUGUGAAAAUUAUGUUUUUGCUCAGUCAGUCUGAGAACUAUCAUAUUUUGGCUAAGUCAGUGUGAGAAUUAUCAUGUUUUGCGAUCAAAUCAAAUCAGUACAUUCACACAGGCCAAUGGACAUGUGUUAACUCGUUCCAGCUCUUAAAGCAAAGGCAUUGACAGGGAUGUAAAAUAUAGUGUGUAUUGGCAUCAGAGAGAGUGUGUAGAUGUAUGAGUGUGCUUGUAUGAGUGUUUAUAGGGAUUGUGCAGUGUCAGAUCAAUGCUGUGAUGGAUGAAAUGGAAAGUGAGAGCAUCCUCUUGGCCUGGAGAGCAAGCAGGCCUGUGGCCAAUGACUUCAAGUGGACUGUAGUGUUAGUUUGUCACCUAGCUCUCCUUGAUAGAUCCCAAGGCUGGGAGGCCAAGUGUCCCCCUCAAACUGAGCCAGCAGGACCCAGUAAAGUGGACAGGCAAAUGAAAGACAGACCCCUCAGAUCCCGAUCCUCCUGCUCCCACUACAAGGAGAACCGGUUCCCUGAUAAGCUUCUAUCCAGGUAAACACACGCACACACACACAAAUUGUGAAACAUGUUUCAGCUGUCCAAAAUUAUUUUUAUGUUAGUGGAAGAAGUUUAAAUUAGGCUAGUGUAUUGUACACACACACACACACACACACUCCUUUCCCCCUAAGGUCUCUAGGGGGCACGGCCCUGGACUUUGUGGUGUCCAGCAUGUCAGACAGGGUGUGCAUCCUGGCCAUGCAGAGCAAGAGGCGGAGCAUAGCCAGACCUGCCACCACAGCCUAA